Molecule: messenger RNA, 1707 nt
Organism: Stereum hirsutum FP-91666 SS1
Lineage: Eukaryota; Fungi; Basidiomycota; Agaricomycetes; Russulales; Stereaceae
Product: subtilisin-like protein
Exons: 15
Coding region: 1-1707 (568 amino acids)
Biological process (GO): proteolysis
Molecular function (GO): serine-type endopeptidase activity; tripeptidyl-peptidase activity
Source: RefSeq, a predicted model, not a curated record
AUGCUUGUUCUCACUUCGUUCCUCCUUGCCUGUCUGGCGAGUGCUGGUCCAACCCUUGCAACGCUGUCUCUCCAUCCAAGAUGGGCUGGAGAUCUUGUGAGACGGGAUACGGAGGCUCUUUCAUACAUUCCUCGGGGGUGGGAACGAAUAACGAAAGCUCCUCAAGAUCAUGUUCUUACUCUGAGGGUUGGACUGAAGCAAGGCAGGUUUGACGAACUGGUGCAUCGUCUGGAUCAGAUCAGUGAUCCGAGCCACAGUGAUUACGGCCGUCAUCUGUCCAAAGAGGAAGCCGACGAGCUCGUCAAACCGCAUCACAGUUCCCUUACCAUCUUCAACGAAUGGCUGGACGCGCACUCCGUCGACCCUACUUCCGUCUCACGCACAGCUGCGGCGGACUGGGCCACACUAUCUGUGCCAGUCUCCGUCGCGGAGUCUAUGCUCGGAUGCGAGUUCCACGUCUACGAACAUACCGGGUCCGGGAAGCAGGCGGUUCGCACGUUAGAGUAUAGCCUUCCUCGUCCAUUGGUUGGGCACAUCGACACGAUUCAACCCACGACUUACUUCGGGUUCGGUUCCUCUUCCGACGUCAGUAUAACCGCUUGUGCCACUACAGGCUGGACGCCCCCAUGCCUUCUCGCCCUUUACAACAUGGCCAACUACACGGCCCAAGCAACCUCAGAAAACAAGCUCGGUGUCGUGAGCUAUGCAGGAGACUGCCAGAACAAGACGGAUCUGCAAAAUGUCUUCCAGAAAUAUAGGCCUGAGGCGGUAGGGGAGGACUUCGAUGUCUUGACGGUUAAUAACGGAACAUAUGGAACUGAGUGUGAGGGCGAAGGGACGUUGGACGUCGAGUACGCGAUGGGGAUGUCAUACCCGACAUCGACCAUAGUUUACGCUGUUGGUGGAGAACCGCCAUUUACACCCGAUUCAAUUACACCAGGUAACACGAAUGAGCCGUAUCUAGAAUGGGUACAAUACGUCCUCAAUCAGACAAACCCGCCUCAGACCUUCACUACGAGCUACGCUGAUGAUGAGCAAACCGUUCCAAGAGACUACGCCGUACGCGUCUGUAACUCAUUCGCACAGCUGGGAGCCCGUGGUGUUAGCCUUCUCUUCGGCUCUGGCGAUGCUGGCGUAGGUGGUGGCGACUGUUUGACAAAUGACGGAACGAAUCAAACCAAGUUCCAGCCCUUGUUCCCUGCUUCUUGGUACUUACAGUAUCCCGAAGUCGCGGCAGGGGACAAUGCGGCAUUCACUACUGGUGGAGGGUUCAGUAACUACUUUGCACGACCUUCGUACCAAGAUUCCGCUGUUUCGACUUACCUCGAAGCAUUGGGAGACAGGAACUCAGGGCUUUUCAAUCCUAGUGGACGGGGAUAUCCCGACAUUGCUGCUAUUGGUGAUGGGCUUCUCACUAUCGAAGAUGGGCAGGAAUUUGCCGAGUCCGGGACGAGCGCCAGCACUCCCGUUGCUGCCGCUGUCAUCGCAUUGUUGAACGACUACCUCAUCUCCCAGGGGAAAUCGCCGCUCGGAUUUGCUAAUCCAUGGCUGUACGCUACUGGCCUGCAAGGUGAGCUACUGCAUGAUAUCGUCAAUGGAUCGAACCCUGGUUGCGGUACUGAUGGAUUCAUGACCCGGCCAGCUUGGGAUGCUGUGACGGGUCUUGGUACUCCUGACUUCGACAAGCUUCGUAACUUACUAGCAUAG